Molecule: messenger RNA, 708 nt
Organism: Bombus pyrosoma
Lineage: Eukaryota; Metazoa; Arthropoda; Insecta; Hymenoptera; Apidae
Product: fatty acyl-CoA reductase 1-like
Exons: 6
Coding region: 1-708 (235 amino acids)
Biological process (GO): long-chain fatty-acyl-CoA metabolic process
Cellular component (GO): peroxisome
Molecular function (GO): alcohol-forming very long-chain fatty acyl-CoA reductase (NADP+) activity
Source: RefSeq, a predicted model, not a curated record
AUGUUUCAGGAUCUUCACACUUUCAGUUCCAACAUUUGUCAUGGAGUAACAAAUACAGAGCAGAUUGUAGCAUGCAAGAGUAAACACCUGGCAGUUGCGAUAGUACGGCCAAGCAUAAUUGGUGCCUCUCUGGAAGAACCAUGUCCUGGUUGGCAAGAGAAUAUUUCUGCAUUUACAGGUAGCUUCCUGCUAAUCGGCAGAGGAUUUGCAAGAGCUAUGCGAGGUAGGAGGGAUGCCAGAUUGGAUGUAGUGCCUGUCGAUUUCGUAGUGGACACGAUAAUAUGUACUGCAUGGCAUGUCACACUACAUCGUGAUCAUGAAGUUAAAGUAUACAACUGCACGAGUAACGCAUGCCCUUUUAAGUGGGGUCCGAUGAUAGAUGCUAUGGUAAAGUGUAGCAUAGAAAUGCCACUGGACGAUACACUAUGGUAUCCGGGUUGUUCGGUUGUAGCUAAUAGGUAUAUUUACAACGUUCUGGGUGUAAUUCCGCUUGUUUUGCCUGCGGCCGUGAUAGAUAUCUUUUCAAGACUUCGAGGUAAUAAACCAAUAAUGAUGAAACUCCUAAAAAAUUGCAACAAGCUGUUCACAUCGCACGGAGUUUUGGUACUUGGUUACUUCUGCGGGCGCUGCAUACUUCGGUUCUGUUGGUGUCCUUCCAAAAAUAUUAGGAUUCCAGGUGAUGUGGUUUUCGUAGAAGUGUUUUAUUAG